UGAAUGGACCUACCACCCCCCAUUUCUCUCCACUUUCCUCUCACCUCUCCUUUAUAUCUCCCUUCCCUUUUGCUAUUCCUUUUUAUCACACCAUUAAUACCCCCAAAAAAUCACAAUUUUUUUCUAUCCCAAAAACAACCCUAGAAACUACCCAAAAAAGUUAGAUUCUUGAUCAAAUAUAACAAAGGGUACUACUAAGCUAUUAUUAUGGGCAAGAAAAUGAAUCUUGGUUCAUGGCAAUGGCCAUCUUGUGCAAAUUCCAAGACUCUAUCUUUUAGAGCAAAUGACAACAACAUUUUCAAGACUAUAAAUUCUGUCUUUUUUGACCCUUCUGAUCAUGGGGUUGAAAAUAUUGAAACACCAGAAUCUUGGUUCACAAAUUCCUCAGAAUCAGCUAGUUUUUCAACAGAAUCUGAUGAUUUGUUAGGAACAGGUGAACCAUUGGAAAUGAUCAUAAAAGGGGUUCGUUCAGAAAGGCUUUUCUUUGAGCCAAAUUGUACUAGCUCAAUCUUGAAUGAAGAAAAACCAAGUCAAAAUCAAGAACGAGCACUAGGGAAAAUAGAAGAACAAAAAGUAGAAGAAGAAGCAGAAGAAGAAGAAGAUGAAAACUUGCCAUUUAAAGAAAGUGUAGCAUUGGCUAUGGAAUCAGAGGAUCCAUAUUUAGAUUUCAAGAAAUCAAUGGAAGAAAUGGUGGAAACACAUGGGAUUAAAGAUUCUUGGAAAUCAUUACAAGAGUUAUUAGGAUGGUAUUUAAAGAUGAAUGGGAAAGUAAAUCAUGGAUUUAUUGUAGGUGCUUUUGUUGAUUUGCUUGUUGAGUUUUCUAUAAUUCCUCCAACUAAUUGUACUUCUGAUUCAUUUACUACUUAUUCUUCUGCUGCUUCUUCUUUCUCUUCUCCUCGGACUUCAAUAGGACAUAAGGAGAUUGAGGAGCAAGAAAAGAGGGGGAGUAGUAGUUCAUUAGGAUGAUAACUACUCUAUUGUCAUUUUGUGUAUAUUAUUAAUUGCUUAGGCCAAAGGAAAAAAAUAUACAUAUUGCAAAAAGAUAUUUUUUUCUCCCUUUUAA
Molecule: messenger RNA, 1063 nt
Organism: Nicotiana attenuata
Lineage: Eukaryota; Viridiplantae; Streptophyta; Magnoliopsida; Solanales; Solanaceae
Product: transcription repressor OFP13
Exons: 1
Coding region: 208-966 (252 amino acids)
Biological process (GO): negative regulation of DNA-templated transcription
Source: RefSeq, a predicted model, not a curated record